Molecule: messenger RNA, 669 nt
Organism: Moneuplotes crassus
Lineage: Eukaryota; Ciliophora; Spirotrichea; Euplotida; Euplotidae
Source: the annotation of a GenBank genome assembly
UCUUUUGAGGCGACUCAGUUACCAAGCCUAAAGCACAAUAUAUGUACUAUCUCAAGCUAUGAGGCUCCUUCCAAAGUUUCAAUGCUGUAUAGUUAGUCAAAAUUUGGAUUUCUCAUAUUGUGAAAACUCGAUUAUUACCAAAUCAGUACCACAGGGACCAGUCUGAGCAAAGUCUAAAGUAUUCUGCAAAUUGGGAUUUAUUUUAAAGCAUAAAAUUUUAUUUCUAAAACAUUCGAUUAUGAUUGAGUGUCUGCUUGAAGUAGCUUAGCAAAGACUCAAUGCAUAGAUCUCUAGAUAAGCCUACUCUUUGGUUAAACUCAAAGUUAUGUCAAAACCUUGAUUCUACUGAAUGGGAACAGAGCUUUGAAACAGUUUUCCUUUUGUAAUUCAGGUACUUUGCAGCUUGUGUCUUCUCAUCUGAGUCAGCAGGUUUGAGAGAGUAUAAUAGUCUAACACAUCUUUCCCUAGCCAUGAUGAUAAGAAUUGAAAUGCGUUCAAGAUUGUGAAACUGAGGAUCAAGUUAGAUCAGUUUGAUCAAUGAUUUAUUUGGUUAACCAUCUUUUAUGAUGAGAGUAAAGCCAUUAUCAUUCAUCAGACUUUGAAGAGAUUGUCUAUACACAGUGUAAAAGAAGUUCAUGCUCUUCUUCUACAGUUAUUCAGCUUGUUGUU